Molecule: messenger RNA, 1743 nt
Organism: Brassica napus (rape)
Lineage: Eukaryota; Viridiplantae; Streptophyta; Magnoliopsida; Brassicales; Brassicaceae
Product: probable 2-oxoglutarate-dependent dioxygenase AOP1
Exons: 4
Coding region: 36-1031 (331 amino acids)
Molecular function (GO): dioxygenase activity
Source: RefSeq, a predicted model, not a curated record
AUCAAUUCAAAUUAGUGAGCAGACUGGAUAGUCAAAUGGGUGGGAAUGAAACUCAAGACCUUCCGGUCAUCAACCUCUCCGACAAGAACAUGAAACCGGGAACAGAGCUCUGGAACUCGACGAGAAACAGCGUCCGUGAAGCCAUGGAACACCAUGGUUGGUUCGUGGCCGAGUACAACAGCUUUCCAGCAGAACUCCACAAGUCAGUUCUAGAGGCUUCCAAGGAACUACUUGAUCUUCCUCCCGAAGUUAAGGUAAAGAACGAGAACCACAAGGCUGGACACGGCUACAUAACCAUGAGCUCCGAUGAUCAGCCCGUUCAUGAAGGUCUUGGUAUCGACCAAGCCAACGAUAUCCAACAGUGCCGCCGAUUCUCCAGUCUCAUGUGGCCUGAUCAUCAUAACAAUGACCGUUUCUGUGAAACUGUUAACGCAUAUGCGAAAAUGCAAGCGGAGCUGGAGCAACUGGUGAUAAGGAUGCUCUUUGAAAGCUAUAACCUAGAGAGGUAUACAGAGAAACACAUAAGAGGAUCACGUUACCUUCUUAGGUUGCUGAAAUACAGAAGACUCCCUAAUGGAGAGCCCAACAGGAAGUUCAUUUCUCAUACGGACAAGAGCUUCAUCUCCAUUCUCCAUCAGAACCACAUCACUGGACUCAUGUUGAAAUCCGAGAAAGAGGACGUUUGGUAUCCUUUUAUCCCUUCACCAACCAAGUUUGCUGUUAUAGCAGGUGACGCCAUCAUGGCGUGGAGCAACGACAGAAUCAAAUCGUGUUACCACAAGGUGGAGAUGGAGAGCGUGGAAAUGAGGUAUUCAUUUGGUUUCUUCUCGUUCCAAGAAAACAUGAUAUCGACACCAGAGGAGAUGGUGGACAAGGACCAUCCUUUAGCAUACAAACCCUUUCACCAUGACGGACUUCUCGCUUUCUACGAAACAGUGGAGGUUCAUCUCAAGGCACACCGUACCAUGACCAAGGCCUAUUGUGGUAUCCAACAAGCGCAUGAACCAAACCACAAUCAUACACAAACCUGAUUAUUUCAACCAAAAUGUAUAUCGAUAUGUCUGCUUUAUUAUAUCUUUUGAAAUUAAGUGUGAUUUUUAACCUUUUUGGACUCUUUGGUCUUGAAAUCAAGAUGUCAAUGAUUUAAAACUACAGUGUGCAUAUAAACAUCCUUUUGCAAACAAUUAAAAUGGAAAUGCGCCUUAUCUAGACUAACAUGAGCUUUAACUUAUAGUGGUUAGUUUUAAAUCUUUUCUAUCUUUUUUUUAGUUCAGGCAUAACAGCUUCUUCGUCGGAAUCAGUCUCUCCUCCGCCACCUCCGCCGCAGCCGUCUUCCUCCAGCUCAGGCGAUUCAAGAGAGAAGACAGCCUCACGAUCGUCUGAUGCCAUCUCCCAGAAAAUCACAAACACUUAGCAGAGAAACAAAAGUGGAAGUUGGAAUCGAUGUAGGAGUUCAAAUCAAUAUAUACAAAAUAUCCACAUUUCUGGCCGAGAGUCGAAUUACGAGAUGAGAUUUUCAUUCUCAAGUUAGAGUUUGUAAUAGAGAUUAUUUCGCAAAAGACAGUCAAGAUCGACAAGGAGAUAAACAACAUAAAAAAUAUUUCUUUGAAACACAAGAUGAAAAUGUUUUCAUUCUCUGCAAGGUAAAAGCAAAAGUAUUUGUGAGAGCUAUGGUUUUGGGAGGUUCAAAGACAUUGACACCUCGAAGCCAUCACAGUAUAUAAUUUGCGCACCCAUUUGUUU